Molecule: messenger RNA, 2603 nt
Organism: Nematolebias whitei (Rio pearlfish)
Lineage: Eukaryota; Metazoa; Chordata; Actinopteri; Cyprinodontiformes; Rivulidae
Product: protein phosphatase 1 regulatory subunit 12A
Exons: 15
Coding region: 1-1488 (495 amino acids)
Cellular component (GO): Z disc; cytoplasm; A band
Molecular function (GO): phosphatase regulator activity; protein kinase binding; enzyme inhibitor activity
Source: RefSeq, a predicted model, not a curated record
AUGCACGAUCCGAUACAGUUCUUCAUUAAUUCUGCGGCAUUAAAUGAAAUUUUAUUUCUUUUUUCUUUUCCUUUUCCAUCCUACAGUAGCUCUUUUGGCAGAAGACACGAAGACUUGAGUUCCUCUACCACCUCCUCUUCCUCCUCGACAACCACCACUACCACCUCCUCGUCUGUUACCUCGCCCACAGGCCAUCGCGGCCUGCUCUCCAACUUGGGCUCCUCUUCCACUCGAACUGGCUCCACCAGUCUCACCAGCAGGUACUGGUCAGAGGAGAGUGCAGAGAGGGAAAAGGAGAAGGAGAGAGAGUCUGCUGCAGUCAUUCCCACUAUAAACACUGGCUCUACCACAACCACCACAUCUACCACUACCACCACAGCCAUAUCUACCACUACCACUGGCACUGGUUCAGAGCGACGCAGGUCGUACCUGACGCCGGUGCGAGAUGAGGAGUCGGAGUCUCAGAGGAAAGCUAAAUCCAGACAGGCUCGCCAGUCGAGGAGGUCUACACAGGGUGUGACACUGACUGACCUGCAAGAGGCUGAGAAGACAAUUGGUAGGGGUCGUACCCCAAAGACCCGUGAGGAGGAAAAGGAGGAAAAAGAGAAGCAGGACAAGGAGAAGCAAGAGGAGAAGAAGGAGACCGAGACAAAGGAGGACGAUUACCGAUCAAAAUACCGGAGUUUUGAAGAACGCUAUCGGCCUUCAUCUUCCUUUUCCACCUCGGCCAUUUCCACAGUCAGCACUGCCUCUACAGCUCCCUACUCCAGCAGCACAUUAUCCUCCAGUUCCAGCUCGCUCAACAGGCCCAACAGUCUAACGGGGAUCACCUCCUCUUACAUCCGCUCCUCUCGAGAUACAGAAAAGGAAGCGGACAAGAAAGAGGAGGAAAAGGAGGGCGAGGACAAGUCUCAGCCCCGCUCCAUACGGGAUCGCAGGCGGCCCCGCGAGAAAAGACGCUCCACCGGGGUGUCCUUCUGGCCUCAAGAUGGUGAUGAAAAUGACCCUGAGCAGCAGUCUGACACGGAGGAGGGCAGCACCAAGGGGGAGCCACAAAGCGACAGAUUGUCCAGGAAUGAGAGCACUUCAUCUUUAGAUCGCAACGACGCUCUUUUUAGCCGUUACGAGAGCCGAAGGCCUUACUCAAGCCGACUGGACAGAGACGACUCCACUGACUACAAGAAGCUCUAUGAGCAGAUCUUAGCUGAGAAUGAGAAAUUGAAGGCCCAGUUACGUGACACGGACCUGGAACUGGCAGACUUGAAACUACAACUAGAGAAGGCCACCCAGAGGCAGGAACGUUACGCUGAUCGAUCACAGCUUGAGAUGGAGAAAAGGGAAAAAAGAGCUCUAGAAAGGAAAAUUUCUGAGAUGGAGGAGGAACUAAAGAACCUCCCCCAGAUGCUCCCGGACUUGAAAGCCGACAACCAGAGACUAAAGGACGAGAAUGGAGCGCUCAUUCGAGUCAUUAGCAAGCUUUCCAAGUAGACCCCCCACCCUCACCCCCAUAUUCUGCACCCGCUAGUCCCCCCAUGGCAGCGACUAAUGGAAUUGCACAUUUAGAUAUUAAUUGCAACAGACAUCAGAGACGAGACUCCUCCUUCUUUAGUUCCUCCCAACUCUGUAUCUGUUUUUGUUUUUGUUUUGUUUGCUCCUCCACCUCCGCAGCUUCCAUCCGUCUAGUUCCACCCCUUUGACCGUGACCUUCUCAGCUGCUGUCCCGAUAGAACCACUGAGUUUACAGAGCAACAACACAAGGAGGAAGGGUUGUUUGAUCAAGCAUGUGAGAGCAUUGUGAGCGGGGAAGCCUGAAAACUAUUUAACCAAUAAGCCUUAGUUGUAUAUAAAGAGAAAAGAAAAAAAAAACACACACACUUGCAUUGAUCUCUUCUCUCUCUCUGCUAUCACUGAAGACCAGAUAUUAUCCUGCACCUGAUUUUAUUUGUGCCACAUCAUUCGCUCCUAUUUGAUGUCAUUGUUCGUGUGCAGUUUUCUCCUCCCACUCCGUUUGUUUUAAAGCGCCACUUCUGCCUGAUAUCUGCUCCCCGUGGCUGCCGUCUCCUUUAAUUUAUCCUUUUGGUUCACACACACUUACAGAUCACUACCACGUGUUUCUUUCUUUCUUUUUUUUUUUUUUAGUUGUAUCUGUUUAUCUUCCUCCAAGAGGGAAACAUUUGGGUUCUCGCUUUAGCGGAACGAGGUGGACCAGGUGGAGUUUAGGCUUUCAUUGUAUGUGCAAUAUGCAUUUGUUUGUUUUUUUCUUUUUAAAAUGCUUUAAUGAGUUCAUCACAAGUAGGGUUUUUCACUCCUGACGCGUCCCUUCGCUCUUUCUUCCCCUCCCGUUUUUUUUUAAGUUUAUAUCCAGUUUAUAUUCUGUAUUUCUCACGUUGUUUUAGCAGGUACUGAGUGAUUCUGUAUAUACCUGUAUGUAUUUAGUUUGAGACCAGCACAUGGCAUGUGUUUAUGGAUCCCGUCUGUUACUAUUGAGUCAAAACAAAUCCAGAGGACAAAAAGUUUUAAUUCUUUUCUUUUUAUAGUCGAACAUUGAAAGCAGUGCAGUAAAACCUUUCUCCAACACAGGACCGGCAGUGUUCAGUGCUUUA